Messenger RNA from Sinocyclocheilus grahami, 2098 nucleotides. Its product is annotated as cyclin-dependent kinase 19-like. Bases 110 to 1558 code for a protein of 482 amino acids. Gene Ontology annotation, cellular component: cytosol; nucleus. Gene Ontology annotation, biological process: protein phosphorylation. NCBI's taxonomy places the organism in Eukaryota, Metazoa, Chordata, Actinopteri, Cypriniformes, Cyprinidae. The transcript has 15 exons. The record is from RefSeq and is a predicted model, not a curated record. Gene Ontology annotation, molecular function: ATP binding; protein serine/threonine kinase activity.
UCCCAAACAAGGAAAUGGUGGGGUAAUAAAACGAUCGGAUCAUUUAAUUAAUGCAUGUAAUAAUUAAUAUUUUAUUUUAUUGUAAAUUAAGAAACAUUUAUGGGUUCAAAUGGACCACGACUUCAAAACGAGGCUCGCCGCCGAGAGGGAGAGAGUGGAAGAUCUGUUUGAAUAUGAAGGUUGUAAAGUGGGUCGCGGCACAUACGGGCAUGUUUAUAAAGCCAAGCGUAAAGACGGGAAGGAUGAGAAGGAGUAUGCGCUGAAACAGAUAGAAGGCACUGGUAUUUCCAUGUCUGCCUGCAGGGAAAUUGCUUUGCUGAGAGAGUUAAAGCACCCAAAUGUCAUCACCCUGCAGAAAGUAUUUCUCUCUCACAGUGACCGCAAAGUCUGGCUGCUGUUUGACUAUGCUGAGCAUGACCUGUGGCACAUCAUAAAAUUUCAUCGCGCAUCAAAGGCCAACAAGAAACCCAUGCAGCUACCGAGGGGGAUGGUGAAGUCUCUGCUUUACCAAAUCUUAGACGGCAUCCAUUACCUGCAUGCCAACUGGGUCCUGCACAGAGAUCUGGGCUGUCGACACUAUUUUUACCAGCCUGUGGAAUUUGUUAUUGUGUUUGGUUACACUGUGGCUUUCAGUGUUAUCUUGACUCACUCGAGUAUUGGAGCCACAUCAUCUGAUAUGGGGUUUGCCCGACUCUUUAACUCUCCACUGAAGCCUUUGGCCGAUCUGGACCCAGUGGUCGUCACAUUCUGGUACCGAGCACCCGAACUACUGCUCGGGGCGAGACACUACACCAAAGCAAUCGAUAUUUGGGCAAUAGGCUGUAUCUUUGCGGAGCUGUUGACGUCAGAACCAAUCUUCCACUGCCGACAAGAAGACAUAAAGACCAGCAAUCCUUUCCAUCACGACCAGUUAGAUCGCAUAUUCAGCGUCAUGGGCUUCCCAGCAGAUAAAGACUGGGAAGAUAUCCGGAAAAUGCCAGAAUAUCCUACGCUACAGAAAGAUUUCAGAAGAACCACAUAUGCCAACAGCAGUCUUAUCAAAUACAUGGAGAAACAUAAAGUCAAACCAGACAGCAAAGUGUUUCUACUGCUCCAGAAAUUGCUGACUAUGGACCCCACCAAAAGAAUCACUUCUGAGCAGGCACUGCAGGACCCAUAUUUCCUGGAGGAUCCUUUACCUACGUCUGAUGUAUUUGCAGGAUGUCAGAUUCCCUACCCCAAACGAGAGUUUCUAAGUGAGGAUGAACCAGAGGAGAAAACAGAGAAGGGUGAGAUGGCACGUGCCAGAGGUCCUGAUGUUCAAAUACCUCCCAGUCUGUUCGUUCAAAGCAGUCCUGCAGCUGAGAGAGAUAUUCCUCAGGCCAAUGAGAGCUGCGCUAGCGUUAGCGUCUGGUGGAAUGUACACCGCACCUCAGGAACCAGUGUUCUUCAAACAGACUACCAGCACUCCAGCUCGCGGCUUGGUUACCAGAGCACUGUCCAAGGCUCUACUCAGUCGCAAAGCACUAUGGGAUACUCGUCCUCAUCUCAGCACUCUCAUCAGUCUCAUCGAUACUGAGACUCAAAAACGUACAUAAGCACUUAAAAUAAAUAUUAACCACAAGCAUAAAGCCAGGCAAGUCAGCGUUGUGAUUCAAAAAUGGAUUGCUGGGUCUGUCCCGUAAUACGGCCCCAACAUAAACAUAAAACCCAAGUUUAUUCCCUUACAAAGCCUCCUGCCAUCCCACAAUCCUCAGCAAAUGCUACUCCAACCAAAGCACAACUUUACAAUCCCUUUCUUUCGAUCAGAGCUCCUCAAAAGAAGCAGCGCCAUAAUUGGGCAUUUUCCUCAAUAUCUCAAGUUUUUCAGUAUACUGUAUUACAACUUCCACCAGCUCUGACACCAACCAUACCUACGAGUCUGCUGACUGUUCAGCAUCUUUAAUGCUUAUUCAUUCUUAUUUUACCACCGUUAGACCAAAACAGUCUCAAAAUGAUCAGCCAAAUGCUAUUCGGGUCAUAGCUACAGAUAGAAGUGACAUGAGGCUUGUUACAAUUGGUCGUUAAAGGGUUAGUUCACCCAAAAAUGAAAAUUAGCCCAUAAAUUACUCACCCUCAA